Molecule: messenger RNA, 1305 nt
Organism: Fibroporia radiculosa
Lineage: Eukaryota; Fungi; Basidiomycota; Agaricomycetes; Polyporales; Fibroporiaceae
Exons: 17
Coding region: 1-1305 (434 amino acids)
Biological process (GO): transmembrane transport
Molecular function (GO): transmembrane transporter activity
Source: RefSeq, a predicted model, not a curated record
AUGUCGCUGACCGACCCUGAGUCGAAGGAGGCGGCUGCAUAUAGCAUCGAAGACAUAGAGAAGGACGUGAAUGACGCUAAGGUCAUCACUGUGCACGAGCAUGAAGCUUUGUCGGACAUCAACACCAGCAUAGACUUAUUCACCUAUCAUGAACGCAACGCAGGGCGACUCGUUCUUGACCCGGAGGAAGCAAAAAUCGAGUUCGGAGAAGAGGUCGCGAAGCGAUUGAAGCUUUCGCGCGAUGGCACGAAAGUCUUAUGGCCGCAACCUACCGAUGACCCUGAAGACCCUCAGAACUGGUCCGACAGGCGAAAGAACUUCCAGCUCUUCAUUAUCACUCUCGCAGCUAUCGUUCCUGACUUUGACUCUGGUAUUGGCAUUGCUUCUAUAUUUGCGCUAGCCAAGCAGUAUGAUACCACGUCCGGUGUGAUCAACGAUUUAACAUCGAAUUGGAGUAUCUUCCUACUUGGAUGGGGUAGUAUAUUCGCCGUGAUGCUCAUGCGUCGCUACGGGAGAUUACCGAUAUUGUUCUGGUCCCAGGUACUAGCAUUGGGCUUCCUCAUAGGAUGUACCUUUGCACCAAACCUCAAUACAUUCACGGCUAUGCGAUGUCUAACUGCAUUUUUCGGCACCUGCCCCCAAGUCACGGGCCUCUACGUUGUCACGGAUUUGUUUCCCUUUCAUCUGCAAGCGAGGAAGGCGAUGAUCUUCGGAUUCACCACUGGCAUCAAUACGACCAAUGCUGUUUUCCUUGCUGAUCCCCCUCCAGUGGGUUAUGGUUUCAGCGAGUACGCAAUUGCUGGAGCAUAUGGUACCCCAAUAAUUGCCGUCGUUCUGGGGGAACUCAUCGGCCAUUUUCUAAACGACUGGGUCAUGGAGGUCUGUGUGCGAAGAAAUAACGGAGUUUUUGUAGCUGAAAUGCGUCUAUGGACCUGCUACGUUGCCGUUAUCUUAUAUAUCGCCGGAUUUAUCGUACUCGGAUGGUCAAUGGAGCACCUUAAUGUUUCAGGACUCAUACUGGGAUGGGGCAUCGCACAAUGCGUGGUUGUGUUCAACACCGUCGCUGUCUAUGCGUACUGUAAUGACUGUUUCCCCGAUCGUCAGGGAGAGAUUUCUGCUCUUGUCAACCUCUCUCGCACUCUGGGCGGAUUCAGUGUGGCGUACUUCCAAGUACCCUGGGCAACACGAUACGGUGCACUGCAAACAUUUGGCGUGGAGGCAGCCGUUGUCGCCGCACUGUUCCUCUUUAUUGUGCCCGCAUUGCAGGUGAAGGGUACAUAUUUAAGGAGUCGAUUCUCCGCUUAG